GAUAACACUUCUCAGAUGCAUUAUGGCGGGUAUUUUGCGACCUCUGGUUCUCUUAGACUUAUUACAAAAUGGCUGACCAGACAUUCUCAAGAUCCAAGCUCAAGAGGCUCAAUCGAAAAGCUAGAGUUGACAAAAUUGGCAAGCAGCUGUGUAUGGAGAAGAAGAGCCUUGAAUGUGCCGAGAAAAAUGUUCAGAAUUGGAAGAAGAAGGCAAUAGAUUAUAAACUGGAACUCAACGUGUAUCGAGCUAAGCAAUUACGGACAGGAACUCUGGGAACAUCCUGCAGUCACCAACGACCACUAAAGUUACUAACAGCAGCCAUGAAGACGAGUGCAAUCAGUCUACCCAAGGCAACUCCAAGAAUGUGUACGAAUGCUGAUAUUAUGCGAGGAGUUACUGUAGUUCCAGAGAUAAGUGAGAAAUGUUUAGCAGAUGGGGGUGGUGAUGUUCAUAUAGGAAAUGGUCGGUUUGGAACAUGCUCUCGUAUGAUUUUUAAAGAGUGUUUUGACGUCUGUGUCAAAACAUUUACUUCCGACUCCUCAAUCGAAUCGAUUAGGCAUGAAGCCAGUAUAUUACUUACAUUAAAUUCCAGCCCUUAUAUACCACACUGUUUUGGUAUUUGUUCCACCAGGAGAGCUUUAGUAAUGUCUAAUGUAAGCGUGAAGCAGCAACAAGUUUCAUUAUAUUCUGCCUUGUAUUCGACUAACGAAAUUAAAUUAAGCCCUAAGACAUGGAUGCAAAUACUGAUCCAAAUUUGUGAUGGUCUAUCAUACAUGCACAAGCUGAGUAUUCUUCACAAUGAUCUUAAAGUAGACAACGUAGUAUUAGGGACUACUUUGUUAGAAUGUAUCCGGCCAUGUAUUGUGGAUUUUGGAAAGGCAUGUAAAGAAAAGCAUGCUAAGAAGUACUGCCUGACCGAGGAACAGAAAGUUAUUUACAUAAAAGAACACACUCAAGUAGCUCCAGACCUCCGCGAUGGGCUUGUUUUACAGAGCACACAGAGCGAUAUAUACUCAUUAGGUAGAAUAAUGAAGAAGAUGAACUCCAUUGUAAUUAAGUCAACUGAACUUGCCCAUGUAAUUAAGGAAUGUCUUUCUUAUCAUGCUCAUGACCGUCCUAGCUUAGAAACCAUUUCUCUUAAUGUUGAAUGACUAUGUGACUAAUUAUGUCUUACAUUCAUUCGUUCAUGUUUAAAUCUGGUGCUAGCUUUAACUAUGACAUAGUCUAUGUAUAAUUGUAGGCAAAUCCGUGCUCUCUAAUGGAAGGCUGACAAGGUUAGCUGUAAGUCGGGAUGCGUGUUGACCCAGCCAUUUGUUUGAGAGUCAUUAAAAGCAUUAUGGUAGAGAAUUGGCCUGAAGCAGUUAGUUAUGAGUCACAUAGUGCGUAUUGGCUGCUCAGGUUGGGCCAUGCAUGCAUUAACAAUUAACAAUUAACAAUGAUCAACAACGUUUUUUCACCAGAUUUACACAUACAAUUUCAGAUAGUAGUCUAGGUGACUCUAACAUUUCACCAUUGCUAUUUCUAUAUGUUUUCGGUCCAUACUUAAUUCUAGGACAUACUACAAUAGGAAAAUCUACUGUGCAGCCAUUGCCAUAUCUAUCAUACAAAAUAUACCAACUACCUAUAAAAUAUUCAUCGUUAAAAUCAGUUUGUUGAAGUUGGAGCUUUCCGCGGGUCAUUUGGGUUCCUCGAUCUUUAAAUAGGUAACGAAAUACAUCUAGCCGGAAAUCUAUAGUUAAAUUACAGGAUUUUACAGUACCUAAAUUUAAACUACAUUGAAUGGACAGAACAAAUCUUCUUGUUGCGUCGCUUAUAAGCUCGGUAUG
Messenger RNA from Halichondria panicea, 1826 nucleotides. RefSeq lists its product as uncharacterized. NCBI's taxonomy places the organism in Eukaryota, Metazoa, Porifera, Demospongiae, Suberitida, Halichondriidae. The transcript is spliced from 2 exons. Gene Ontology annotation, molecular function: ATP binding; protein serine/threonine kinase activity. Bases 69 to 1151 code for a protein of 360 amino acids. The record is from RefSeq and is a predicted model, not a curated record. Gene Ontology annotation, biological process: protein phosphorylation.